ACCGGCUCAAGUUGGCACUAACAUUCUCAAACCAGGAGGCUACUCUGCUGUUGCCCUCUCCCCAAAAUGAUUAAAGUCCUGUUUGUUACUAUCUGCUUGCUUCUAUUUCAGCAUCAAGGGAACUCGAUGAAGAAACUACCUGGGGUAAAGCACUAUGAAGUAGUAUAUCCGCAAAAAAUUCAUUCUAUGCAGAAGAGAAAUGUAGAAGGAAGUCAGAAUUCUCACCAAAAGGCCAACUAUGAAGAUGAUGUACAGUAUGAGAUUAAACUGAAUGGAAUAAAAGCAGUCCUUCACCUGGAAAAAAACAAGGAUCUUUUCCCCGAAGACUACACUGAGACUCAUUACUCCAGUGAUGGCAGACAAAUUACAACUAUCCCAAAAAUCAAGGACCACUGCUAUUAUGGAGGUCACAUCUUAAAUGAUUAUGGCUCUACUGCAAGCAUCAGUACGUGCGAUGGGCUGAGGGGAUAUUUAAAGUUCCGUGGCAAGAGGUAUCUAAUUGAACCCUUGAAGGUCUCAGACAGUGAAGCCCAUGCAGUCUACAAAUAUGAGAGUAUUGAAAACACUGAGAGUCCUAAAGUCUGUGGGGUUACGAACACUACAUGGGAAUCAGAAGAUCCCCUCAAGAAGACUGCCAGGAUCAGCACCAGUAUGGAAAAGGAAGCAUACCUGAAGGCUAAAAAAUAUGUUGAACUUUACAUAGCUGUGGACCACAGAGUGUUUAGGCACUUCAGUCGCAAUCUGAUUACUAUAAAGACAAGAGUAUUUGAAAUAGUCAAUUAUAUUAACACGGUUUACAAACCCUUAAAAGUUCAUGUAGCUUUGAUUGGCUUAGAAAUUUGGUCUGACGGGGACAAGAUUGUUGUGGACGCUUCCUCCGGCAUCACUUUAGACAGAUUUGCAGAUUGGAGGCGAUCCGUUCUGCUGAAGCAGAAGAGGAAUGACAACGCCCAGUUACUCACGGGAAUUGACUUAGAAGGACCAACAGUAGGGUUGGCAUUUGUGGGAACCAUGUGCAGCGAUGUUCACUCCGCAGGGAUUGUUCAGGAUCACAACACAAACCCAAUUCCUAUUGGUGCCACCAUGGCCCAUGAAAUGGGUCAUAACUUUGGCAUGAAUCACGACACCACUUUCUGUACAUGCAAUUCAGGCUCUUGUAUCAUGGAGGCACAGCUCAGCAGCCAUCAAACUCCCUGGGAAUUCAGCUCCUGCAGUCUCAAUGAUUUUCAGAAUUACAUUAUGGACCAGAUGCCAGAAUGUAUAACCAAUAUGCCAUCAACAACAGAUAUUAUUGCAACACCAGUUUGUGGAAACGACUUUGUGGAAGAAGGAGAAGAAUGUGACUGUGGCACCCCUGAGGAAUGUUCAAAUAGUUGCUGCGAUGCUACGACUUGUAAACUGCAGCCAGAUGCUGAAUGUGGAUUUGGGGAGUGUUGUCAAAACUGCAAGAUCAGAAGAGCGGGAGCAGUAUGCCGGGCAGCGAAGCAUGACUGUGAUCUGCCAGAACUGUGCUCAGGUGUCUCUUAUCAGUGUCCAGAAGAUCGCUUCCGUGUGAAUGGAUUCCCGUGCAAAAACAAAAAGGGAUACUGUUACAUGGGGAAAUGUCCUAUCUUGCAGGACCAGUGCAUUUCUCUUUGGGGAGCAGGGGCCACAGUUGCUGCAGAUUCUUGUUUCAAUAUAAAUCAGAAUGGGGUGUAUUAUGGACACUGCAGGAAAGCAAAUGGCACAUUUAUACCAUGUGGAAGAACAGAUUUAAAGUGUGGAAAGCUGUUCUGCACAGGUGGUUCCAGAAUGCCUACGUCUGGAAGCCUAGUUGCAUUUGAUCAAUGUAAAGGCAGUUUCCCAAGCAGAGCUGGAGAAGAUCAUGGAAUGGUUGCUUCUGGGACAAAAUGUGGAGAAGACAUGGUCUGCAGCAUGGGACAAUGUGUUGACCUUGAGAGAGCCUACAGAUCCACCAACUGUUCUGCUCAUUGCCAAAACCAUGCGGUCUGUGAUCAUGAAUUGCAAUGCCAAUGUGAAGUAGGAUGGGCACCACCAAAGUGUGACAACCCCACAGGGAACAGACAUAUCAUCAUCACCACUGUUGCUGUGUUGGCAACCCUUGCUGUCCUAGCAAUCAUCGGUGCUUUGUUGUGGCGUUACCUGUUUAUGAUGAAGAUACGAAACAAAAGCGUUCACAAGAACAUGAAUGGAUCUGCAAACCCUGGUUUCUCGAGACCAGAACAGAAGAGAAGACAGCAUAUGAACCCUGUACAUGUUCCCCAAGAGGUCAACCCCACAAGUUUACGCAUUCCACCACCUCCUCCACCACAAACAAGCAAACCACCAGUUUGCGCUACAAUUCCUGACGAGGAAUCGCAGCGGAAGUUGGUCAGCUACCAGAAUGCCAAGACGCCCAUCGUAAAACCAAAUAUCCCACCUCCUCCAGUUCCAAGUGCUAAGCCAGCUUUAUCUUCUUUUACCGGCAGUUCAGAGUCAGAAAUAAAACCAGUUCCUUCUCCUGCCUUCAAAUGUAAAGCAGCUCCUCCACCUCCACCUCAGGCUUUGAAACCCCCAAGUAAUCCCAAAGUAUGAAGGCUUGGACCAAAUGCUGUUCUGGGAUUUUGAGGAGGCUUUUCCUUUUCGUUGGUUUGUCCAUCUGCAAAGGAAACAGAAUGGCUGAUAUCUUUGGAUGGUUCUAAUGGGUUGUUUUCCCACAAAAGACAUGGCAGCAUUUGUGCCAUCUGGAAUCCUGACUCUCAAGGGGGAAAAAUGGGAGCUUCUUCAGCCUGCCUCUGUUGUAUCCAUAGUGAUAAAAUCAUGAUCUGGGACAUCCUUGUUCACUGGGAGCACUUCGUGAAUGGUGGAACUGAGCCAAAUAAUGUUAAGGUGUGAAGGCGCUGGUGGUCCUUUAAUAUGCUUCAUGCCCAGUCCAUAUCCCAUCACUGCCACCCCUACAUCACACCAGAGGUUUUCCAUAGAUGUACGCAAGCUGAACGCUGCUGAAAACAGAUUCCUCCCGACUACUGGACUUACCAUCACAUUGCCAAGGAAUAAGCGUGUGACCUAGCCCUUCAACCUGACUUUAGGAGUACAGGUUGCUUUACUGAGUGGUGGGAAAAUCUUUCUAUUUCUUGAGCCUGCUGCUCGCAUUCAGCCUUCUCGAAGACAUCUCUCUCUCAGGAAGAGCAGAAGCAAAGCUCCUGUUCUGAACCUCCUGUGCCUUGAUCCUUGUGGAGGAACUGCCACAGUGUGCCAUCCUUCUACCCAUCCCUGUGCCUGUGUGUUUUACAUGGUUCAACCUCCAGCUACAUUGUAAAAAAGAGUUGCUUUCAGAUGUCUGCAGCUGCUGCUGCUGGCUGGGGAGCAGGCCCAUCAUUUGUAAACUGGCAACCUUUAACUGGUAGAGGGCAUAAUUGUUAGCACUUGAACAGCCUGGGAUUUCUUUGAGGCUCAUUGUUAGGGGCAUUAUAUAUUUAAAGUGUGUACUACUCACAAAAGGGCUGAUAUCUGUGACUUGCACUCACGAGCAACCGAGGGACUACAUUUUCUGCUGCUGCUUGUGCGCAGCACCUCCACUUCAUUUCACUGGGACCUGCGUAGGGCAGCCUGCUGCUGAGUCGUGCCCUUUAACGGCCCAAUAAUCUUCCAAUUGAUUGUUUCUUCUUGGCUCUGUUGUUUUUCUUUGGACAUGUUGUUUUUAAUAUACGUGAGUGUGCAUUUGGUGAAUGGAGAUUUUAAAAUAUUAUUUUUGUUAUCUAUGGAAAGUAUGCAUUUGCAAAAAAUAUUUAAAGCGUUCUUAUAAAAUGUCCAGACAUUUCCUGAA
Messenger RNA from Sphaerodactylus townsendi, 3805 nucleotides. RefSeq names its product zinc metalloproteinase-disintegrin-like ohanin. Gene Ontology annotation, biological process: proteolysis. The coding region runs from base 67 to 2574 and encodes 835 amino acids. The transcript is spliced from 25 exons. NCBI's taxonomy places the organism in Eukaryota, Metazoa, Chordata, Lepidosauria, Squamata, Sphaerodactylidae. The record is from RefSeq and is a predicted model, not a curated record. Gene Ontology annotation, molecular function: metalloendopeptidase activity. Gene Ontology annotation, cellular component: plasma membrane.